This is a messenger RNA of Dreissena polymorpha, 3832 nucleotides long. Its product is annotated as small VCP/p97-interacting protein-like. Gene Ontology annotation, cellular component: endoplasmic reticulum membrane. The record is from RefSeq and is a predicted model, not a curated record. The transcript has 3 exons. NCBI's taxonomy places the organism in Eukaryota, Metazoa, Mollusca, Bivalvia, Myida, Dreissenidae. The coding region runs from base 93 to 320 and encodes 75 amino acids. Gene Ontology annotation, biological process: positive regulation of autophagy; negative regulation of VCP-NPL4-UFD1 AAA ATPase complex assembly; negative regulation of retrograde protein transport, ER to cytosol.
AAGGGAAGCAACUGUGUUUCAGAAAAGUGAUUAACAACAAAUAUUGUACACAUUUUUAUUGUUUCAUGCACGUAUCUAACGAAUAAUUAAUCAUGGGGCAUUGCAUGUCUUGCUGUGAGGAUAGUGAAGUUAAUCAACCGUCGCCUGAAACAAGACGUAGGGAAUUGGCAGCAGCUGCAGAAAGACGGCAGAAGGAAAAUGAAGGCAGGGGCGUGAAAGACCCGGAGGCAGUGAAAAGAAAACAGAAGAAGAAGGAAGAAAUGGAUAAAAUGCCCAACAGACCGCAAGGGGAUUCAAACCUGAAGUGGCAAGUGUCGUAGUUGUCAUGGUUACAAGAGUCGUCCAUCACUACAGUUGUCAUUUUAACAGUUGUUAGAAGAAGAAUUAUUAGAAGAAGGCUAUUGUCAGUUCUUAUAUAUCGGUAUCAGUAUAAGUUAACAAAUAGUUGUCAUAUAUGUAGCAAUGCUUAAAAGGCUGCUAUGAACAUAUUUUAUUUAUUUCUAUGAAUAAAUGAAAACAUUUGAAUGUUGUAAAUUUUUUACAAAUUUAAUACAUAUAUUUAUAUUUACAUACUAGUAAAUUGGAUACAUAUAUUCAUAAUUAUAUCAUUAAGAUACUAACAAAUUUAAUAUAGACAUAUAUAUUUUUAAUUAUAUCAUUUAUAAUUAACAUACUUAUUACAUUUUAAAGAAGUCAUUUUUGUCAGAUACAUGUUUUUACAGUUUUAAAUAGAUGUUGUUGAAAUAGUGCAAUGAACUCCUUAUGAAAAACUUCUAAAAUUUCUUUAAAUUAUGUAAUUCCUUUAAAGGGACGUAUAUAUGGUAUUUUUCCUAAAUAUUGAUGUAUAUAACUAUAUUGAACUAUUAACAAUGAAUUGUUUUCUUUAUUGUUAAGAAAAAAUAUACUGUUGCAAUUAAGGUUUGUCCAAUACACGUCUCAAGUCUUAGGCAAACUCACUGCUAAAAAAUAGUUGUAUGUGAGUGAGAAUUCUACAGUCAUCGAUAGUGUUCAUGCCUGUAGUGUUACUUGGGGUACAUUUCAUUCAUAACAAUGUUUCUACUAAGUGUCAUCCUUUGCACAUGAAGUAACCCUUGAAAAAAUUAAUUACAGGACUAUAAAUAUUUAUUCUGAUUGUUUGAUAAAAUCAGACCAACUCAUAAAGCAACCAUUUGAUAAAUACUGAAUAAAAGAUUCUGUCGUUUUAUUUAAAUAUGAUAAUACCAAUAUCCUUCAGUUUGCUCCUCUAAAACCGGAGUAUAAAAUGGUCCAUAUCGCAGUCAUAUACAUUAGUUAUUGAAAUACUUUGAAAUGUGAUUAAUAUUUAAUUAUAUAUUAUGAUAACAUAUAUAAAUUAAGAAAUUUGUUGGCUUUGAAUUGAAAUUAUAAAUCAUCUUAAGCAUUCGUUUUAUUGUGUUGAGAUUGCGUGUCAAGUAAAAUAUUUAUAUUUGCUUGAGUUGCAAACAAAAUAUGUUAAAGAAAGAUGUUAAAGUUAAAUUUUCAUGGAUUGUAUGCACUAUUUUAGAAAUUAUGAAAAGUAGUUAUAUAAAAAGUUUGGAUAAUUAGAACUAUAGAAAAGUAGUGUUGUGUAUUAAUUGUUAUACUUUUUUGAUUGUUAGCAAGUUAUUCCGUUUUUAUAUUGUGUUUUUUUACGACCCACAUACAUAGUUUUAAUCAUAUAUUAAAUAUUUAUACUAUAUUAACAAUGAUAUUACAUAUUUAUAAUCCCACUAAACAAAGUUUAGGGGGGUAUAUAGGAGUGAGCUUGUCUGUCGGUCGGUCGGUCGGUCGGUCUGUCGGUCGGUCGGUGUCCGCUCUCUAAUUCAAGUAGUUUUCAUAGAUCUUCACCAAACUUGGUCAGAAGUUGUAUCUAGAUGAUGUCUAGGCCAAGUUCGAACAUGGGCCAUGCAGGGUCAAAAACCAGGUCACAGGGUCACUUAGUGUGUUUUAAAUAUUGUGCAUGGUGUCCACUCUCUAAUUCAAGUAGUUUUCAUCAGAGAUUCACCAAACUUGGUCAGAAGUUGUAUCUAGAUGAUGUCUAGGCCAAGUUCGAACAUGGGUCAUGGCAGGUCAAAAACUAGGUCACUGGGUCACUUAGUAUGUUUUACACAUUCAGCAUGGUGUCUGCUCUCUAAUUCAAGUAGUUUUCAUCCGAUCUUCACCACACUUGGUUAGAAGUUGUAUCUAGAUAAUGUGUAGGUCAAGUUCGAACAUGGGCCAUGCAGGGUCAAAAACCAGGCCACGGGGUCACUUAGUGCGUUUUUAACAUUGAGCAUGGUGUCCGCUGUUUUUUGUGAAGACAACAUGCAAAAUAUUCUGUGUCAAUGCGGCAUGUGGGGGUAUUCGUCACGCCUGUGACAAAGCUCAAGUUAUUAUUGUUUAGAGUAAAGUUUCAGCAUGUGUGUGUUAAAGAUGUGAUCCCACUAUAAGUCAAAGAACAAUUAUGGACAAAUAUGGUACCACAAAAUGUUUUAAUUAUGCACGUGUGUUUUAUAACUUUAAUUUCUUUUGUAUUGUUUUUUAUUCUGAAUGCUCUGUUAACGGACUUUGUAAGCUAUUUCUUUAUUAAUAGCUUUCUAUUUUAAUCUCACCUGAGCACGAAGUGUUAUGCAGAUUAUUGGUAUAUGGGGAUCCCUCCUGGGCUACAACAAUUUACUCUGAAUGCUAUUAUGACUUAAUCUAUGAAUUAUUUUGAAUGGGUUUCGAUGAGAAUAUCCUCCCAAUUGGGAUUCAAACUAGGUUCAUGAAAUACCUUUAAAUCAAUUAAAAUGUGUUUACCUUCACUAAUUGAAAAUAUGCGAAUAUAAACCAAUUUCCACCAUAGAAAAGUCAUUUAACAGUCAAUUGUUACCAACCUUUCACAUUUUUAGCUGGUCAUGCAAUUACAGAAGUAAAAACAAACGAUUUGCCAUAUGAAACCACAAGUUCAAACCACAGAAUGAUAAUUUCCCUUUACUCAAAAUUCAUGUUAAAAUAAUAAAUGUCUUUAUGCAUGCUAGGGACAUUAUUUUGCCACCAAUCUGCACCAAACUUACUAAAAGAUUAUGUGAACAAGAAAAAAGCACCUAGACUUCUUCCCAACCACAGCAACCCUGCUGUACUAGAUGGCUUAUCUGCUUGUCAAUGAUUGUGCAAUAUUCUUGAUUAAUUAGCUAUGAACAAAGUAAUUUUGAUAAAAACAUGGAAGGACAUUAGAAUGUCUACACUGUCUUUUACAGACCUGUUUACACAUACACCUGUAUGUUUUCAUCACAGACUCUAGAUGAGAUAUACGCUCCGUGGUUUUCAUGUAUUGUCUUGAGUUGUUUUGUUUUUAACAUGAUUGUAUACUCUCUGUAUAAGAUUCUGAUACAAAAAGGUACUGGGUACUGCAGUAGAGGUGAAGGGAGUAAUAUUAAAAGUCAUGAUAUUUCAUGCUGUAUUCAUACAUAUACUAGCUUGAUGUAACAAAGAUUUUCUAUUGGACAUUUAAAGUAAAAUAUAUGGGUAUUUUAUUAUUAUUUUGCUUUAACCAGUAUUAUUGUAAUUAUUAUUUUUUAAAUAUUAUUAUAUGUUUAAAAAUAUUUAUUUAAUUGUACUUUCAUAAUAUAAAAAAUAAGUGCGCUUAAAUCUGCAUCACUGAUGUGUGACGAUUUUUUAGCAUACCCGGGUAUUUCACACAUAAAAUGUUUGUCAAAAAAUUGUUGUUGAGUUGACUAUUAAAUUGUUAAAAGACGAUAAUGUUAUGUAUACAAUUUUGAUUAAGCAUGCUCUUUUAUGUAUUUAUUCCUCUGUUUUGUAACACAUAUUAAUAUUGUAUUUUAUUGGAGAAGUUUAAUAAAUUGAUAAAGGAUGA